Penaeus vannamei (Pacific white shrimp) is the source of this 570-nucleotide messenger RNA. NCBI's taxonomy places the organism in Eukaryota, Metazoa, Arthropoda, Malacostraca, Decapoda, Penaeidae. The record is from RefSeq and is a predicted model, not a curated record.
AUGGAUACGGGAGACCGCGGCGAAAAACGGAAGGUGGAGGACUUCUCGACGCUGUACAGCCUGGACCACGGCCCCACCGCUGCCGCCACGCCGUCGCACGGGCCCACCACGCCCCCGCGCUCGCUGCCCGAACACACAGGUAAGCCCUCUUCUGCCUCUGCAGACCCAUCUCCCAGCCUCCAGUUUUACGUGAAUGAGCCUGCGAGUGAAUGGCGUGGAGAGGCUGAGUCGCAGGAUGUGUGUGAGACCGGUGGCGACGGAGCUUUCAAAAAGGUGAAGAGCGAGGGCGGCAUGUGCACCACGGGGCACUCACCCACGCCCACGCCCACCACGUGCCCGACGCCCGCCCGCAGGAGACACCGAACAACCUUCACACAGGAGCAGCUGGCUGAGUUAGAGGCCGCGUUCUCUAAGAGUCACUACCCAGACAUCUACUGCCGGGAAGAACUCGCUCGCAAGACCAAACUGAACGAGGCCCGAAUCCAGGUAUCCUCCAUCAUGGCUGUCAUUUCACCUGUCAACGGCGACUUAUGGCUUGACUGCUUGACGGGGAAACCAAGCCACGAAUGA